AGAGGCAGCGCACGGCGCGGCGGCAUCGCUAGAGCAGCAGCAGCGAACCUGGCAGGCGAGCGGGUGGGGACGCGGCGGCAGCAGCCAGCCUGCCUGUCUAGCGCGAGGUGCAAAACUUCAGCUUUUGAAGAGGAAUACGUAUAUAAAUACUUCUAAAUAGUGUUUGUCACCCACCAAAAUCUCACCAUGGUGAUCAUGUCAGAUUAUACAGUUGUCCCCACCUCAAACCAAAGCCAGCAAAGGCCUCUUCGAGUUGGAUUCUAUGAUAUUGAGAGGACCUUGGGAAAAGGCAAUUUUGCUGUAGUAAAACUGGCUCGGCACAGAGUGACCAAAACGCAGGUUGCAAUAAAAAUUAUAGACAAAACACGGCUAGAUCCAAGUAAUUUGGAGAAAAUCUAUCGUGAAGUUCAGAUAAUGAAGCUUUUGAAUCACCCCCAUAUUAUUAAGCUGUAUCAGGUUAUGGAGACAAAAGAUAUGCUUUACAUUGUGACAGAAUUUGCAAAAAACGGAGAAAUGUUCGAUCACUUGACUUCUCAUGGCCACCUGAGUGAGAGUGAAGCUCGAAAGAAGUUCUGGCAGAUUCUUUCAGCGGUUGAAUAUUGCCACAGUCACCACAUAGUACACAGAGACCUCAAGACAGAGAACCUGCUGUUAGAUGCCAACAUGAACAUCAAGCUUGCAGAUUUCGGGUUUGGAAAUUUCUACAAAUCUGGCGAGCCUCUCUCUACAUGGUGUGGAAGCCCACCCUAUGCAGCCCCUGAAGUUUUUGAAGGAAAGGAAUAUGAAGGUCCUCAUCUUGAUAUAUGGAGCCUUGGUGUGGUGCUCUACAUUCUUGUCUGUGGCUCUCUGCCAUUUGAUGGGCCUAAUUUACCAACUCUAAGGCAAAGAGUGCUGGAGGGACGAUUCCGCAUUCCCUACUUCAUGUCUCAAGACUGUGAAACGCUCAUUCGACGGAUGCUGGUUGUGGACCCUACAAAACGAAUCACAAUUGCCCAAAUAAAACAGCACAAAUGGAUGCAGGCAGAUCCUUCUCUUCAGCAGCAGCAGUGUUUAUCAUUCUCUAUACAAAACUACAACUCCAAUCUGGGUGACUACAAUGAACAAGUCCUUGGGAUUAUGCACAGUCUUGGCAUUGAUAGACAGAGAACAGUUGAGUCCCUACAGAAUAGCAGCUACAACCAUUUUGCUGCAAUUUAUUACCUUCUCUUGGAGCGCCUCAAAGAGUACAGAAGCAAUCAGUUGUCAAAUCGUCCAGUAAAUGGCCGUCAGCAAAGGCCACGGAGCUCAGACUUCAGCAACAUUGAGUUGCCUCAGGACAGUUUUGCCAGUGAGACAUUGAGAUCAUCUCUGCUUUAUCAGCAUCCACAGAAUCUGAUUCAGUCACCAUUGCAGGCAGAAAUGGAUUGUGACAUAAGCAACCCAUUACAGCCUGUGUUCUUUCCUGUGGAUCCGAACUUCAACAGCCUCUUUAGGAAUCGCUCAAUCUCUCCAAACAGCCUGCUGGAAACCACCAUCAGUGAGGAAGUCAGGCAGGACAAGGAACUGGAGGAGGAAAUUAAAGCCUUUAACCCAGUGCGCCUUCCCAUCAACACAAGCCGAAGGCACACACUGGCUGAAGUCACAACCCAUUUUUAUCAGAGCUCUCCACCAUGUAUAGUGAUUUCUUCAUCCACAAGCCCCACAGAAGGAAGAAGUUCUGACAGCUGCCUCACUUCAUCAUCAAAUGAUAGCUCUAUGACUCCGAGCAAUUGUUUGGAAGAUCAAAUGAUGCUUGGUCACCCAGGCACAGCCAGAGUCACAUCAUCAUUUCUGACUUCUCAGUCAGACACACCAGUAUUGCAGACUCAGGGCUGCAUGGGUGAUGCUUCUCUGUUGCCUGUCAGCUUCCAGGAAGGAAGGAGAGCAUCCGAUACCUCAUUAACUCAAGGCUUGAAGGCAUUUAGACAGCAGCUGCGGAAGAAUGCUAGAGCCAAGGGUUUUCUGGGACUGAAUAAAAUCAAAGGGCUUGCUCGCCAGGUGUGCCAGUCAUCAUCUGCUCGGAUAGCCCGUAACAGCAUGAGUCCUUUCCAGCAUUCUCAGCCAAAUGCCUGUGUUUAUGGUAGUGGGGGAAAUGGUGGCGGCAGCAGCUGCAGUGAGAGCAGGAACAUGCUUGAAGAGGUGCUUCAGCAGCAGAGAAUGCUUCAGUUACAACAUCACCAGGCAGCCUGUCACCAGCCUUCUCAGGUGUCUCAAUCACACACCAUCAGCUUGUUUGACACAAAAGGCAGUAAAUCAUCCACUUCCCUCCUCCUGUCUGAACUGCAAAGUGAGAACUCAUCAGAAUUGGCCUUUGGCAACACCCAGCUUCUUCGGUCCCACCUUUUUAGUGUUGGCGCCUCUCCAGUGUCUUCAGCUGCUCAUCUUCUAGACACUCAUCUGCACAUCAGCAACAACCCAUCCCCCAUUGCCUCCAUGUUUUCUCAGCAGAAUAACUUUACUGUGCAAUCUCCAGCCUACGAUGCCAUCAGUUUGCGGCAUGGGGACUUUGAAAUGGAGGAUCUCACUUCUGCCCAGAUGGGGAAAUUCGUCAUGGUCAAAUGAGAAGUGUUCGUGUUCUUUGCAUUAAUGCAUCUCUUUUGGGACAGAAUUCCACUCCUACUAAGAUCUGAGGAAGGGUGAUUGACUGUAUUUUGCAACAGUGAAUUUUGCAACAGUGAAUAACUCGCAGAAGCAAUAACAUGUUUGAAGUAUGUGAAGAGACCAUUUGGCUCAGUAAUGCUCCUAACUCUAUAGAACUGAUAAAAAAGCAAUAUAUAUGUUUUUUGGCUUCAACAAUCCUUGCACUGAACAAAUAUAAUGAGAAACAGAAAGGAAAACCUUAAAAAAAAAUAAUGACAGGGAAUGGGGAUGGGUGGGUGGGGCCAGGGGGAACUUUUCUGGUACUGUAUUAAGGUUAGGCCAAUACAGCUCUGCUGUUAUGCAAGACUUCAAAGGUUGUCAGUGGUUGUGGCAUGGCAGGGAAUGGCUUUUUCAAAGAAGGGACCAGAGCCGCCCUAUUCACAAUAUUUAUUUUAUGGAUUUGUGAAGAUGCUUACCUCUUUCUUAAAAAAACAAAACACAAAGUGCAGAAGCAGCAAGUAACGUGCAGAGAUAGACGAACAAUAGUGAAAGCAUUUUGAUGCUUGUUUUAAAGGAACCUAUACCUCUUCUGCUUAUUUCCCCCCCCCCACUCAAACAUUUGUACCUUAAGAGAAAACUGUGAACUUUUUGCUUAGUAUCUCAGACAUAACAGCUAAAAAUAGUUUGUAGUCAUCAUUAGCAAUUAAUUUACUCUCUUGGGAUGGCUGUUCCCUGUUAUCAGGCUACAGAUUGCUUUCAUGUUGCCUUUGUUCUGAAAUGAUAGGAAUAUUUUAUAUAUUGGCAUGGAGUUACUGAUAUUAUUGCGGCAGUGAUGGGAAGACUUUUAAAAGAAUGUUAUUCUAGUGGUUUUUUUAACUUCCCAUCCCCCCCAAAGCCCUAAUAUUGUUUUGAGGUUGCCUAUGGGUUUUUUUCAGUGCUGUAUACAUUUAUUGCCGCUGCUAAUGAGGGUUUUUUUUUUAAUGCAUUUCAUUAUCAGGGUCCAAACUGAACCAACUCAUUUGGGAAAAGUGCAAUAUUCAGAUUUUUUGACAACUAGACUGACAGUUGAAAGGAAGAGAAUAGCACAAAGUGAUACUCUACAAAUACAGUCUUUUUAUGAACAAGCUAGUUAAACUGAGUCAGAUAGCACAAGUUCUGGGUUUUGUUGUUUUGCAUACAAAUAGGUAAGUUUUUAUAGGCUUUUUUAUGUGUGGGAUGUGUGUGUGUGUGCAUGUGCACAUGUGUAUAGGAAUUGGAAGACACUAUACACUACUUCUUGGGGUUUGAAAUAAGCUUCAAUAAUUUUCUGGCAUUGGCUCCCUCUGACCAGAAAAUGGCUUCCAUUGGUGAUAAUGGAAGCCAGGCCUGGACAUCACAGGGGUGAGGGAGACCACAGUGUGACCUCCUUUGACCUUGCAGCAGUUAGCUAGUGGCAAAGGAGAAGGGAGGUCAAAUUUCUGUAGCAGGUGAGCAAGUAGCGAGCCAGCUUGGUCCAAAAAUACCAUUCUGAUGUUUAAAACCAGCUUCAUUCUGUCUAAUAUGUUAAGGACCCAUUUCUUUAAAUGUAACACAGGGGUGCCUUCAAGUUACUACUGCUUCUUGCAGCCUGCAGUGUUAUAUAUGUGUAAAAAAAAAGGUAUUUUUAAGCAAAUAAGCCAAAGACUAUCUUGUCUGUCUGUCGGGUAGAUUGGGGUGGGGAGGGGGGAAAUAGACGAUAAUGUUAUGUGGCUCUGUCUGUGGCUCUUCAACCUCUUUAUGUACAGGAUCAAUAUCGAUGUGUCUUCAGCUUGAUGCUGCUGCUAUGUGGUCUGGGAUCUUCAAGGUGAAAGGAAAUUAUCUCAUUCCCUCUGACUGGUGCCUUUUGAGCAGAGGAAGCACCAGAGGUUCCUGGCUUGGUCUGUGGUUAGUAGUAGUGACAAAAAUGAGUGAGGCAAGAUUGUUACAAAGCAGCAAUGUUGCCUUCAUUUUCGUAAAGUAGCACAUAUAGUUUUAACAACUCUUUCCUUUUUCCCUUUUCUGUCUAAUCCCCCCCCCAGUGUCAUAGAUCAAGUGGCCACAAAAACAAUGUCUGUUUCUUGUUCUGAGCAAUGAAAAGCACUUUACUUUCAGAGAACCCUUUCCCCUCCAUUUCUGUGUGAUUAUAGAAAAAUAGUUUGAAACUAUUCCAAAAUAGAAAAAGGUCAUUUUCAACAUUUCAGGGUUUGUGUGUUGUUGUUUUUUGGGGGAGGGGGUAGAGUUCUUUGACAGUGCUGUUCUGCAGAUUGCAGUGCAAUAGAUUAUUUAAAGAUGCUAUGUGAUUGUUUUAAUUAAGAUGUAUAGUUUUUAUUUUUUAC
Molecule: messenger RNA, 4931 nt
Organism: Gekko japonicus
Lineage: Eukaryota; Metazoa; Chordata; Lepidosauria; Squamata; Gekkonidae
Gene: SIK1
Product: salt inducible kinase 1
Exons: 14
Coding region: 187-2580 (797 amino acids)
Biological process (GO): microtubule cytoskeleton organization; intracellular signal transduction; protein phosphorylation
Cellular component (GO): cytoplasm
Molecular function (GO): ATP binding; protein serine/threonine kinase activity; tau-protein kinase activity
Source: RefSeq, a predicted model, not a curated record